UUUGGAGAUUCUAAUUGAAGUAUGCAAAUCAGCUAUAUUUAAAUUUAUUGAACUUUGUUUUAGUUUAAAGGUAACAUUUUUUUUUUUAAUCUAGUAGAUGACAGAAGGUAUGUAGCAACUAAGAUUGUGUCAACUAACUUGGUAAAAGCGUAGAAGAUAGUCCUAACAAUAAUAAGCUAGAUGUCUGUGUGGAUAUGUGGAAUAUUAAAGACGUACAGGGAAAGAAGAGGUGGUCACACAAACAUAGGCUGCAAGGAUACUUGCCUUAGUAAAAUUUGGAAAUGCAGAAGACAUGAAACAGAACACAUAGUAUAACUUGGAAAUCUCUUCAUAACAAAUUAAUAGUUUACAAAUGCAUGAACAAUUAUCAUAACUGAUAAAAUCUGAGCACAUGUUUCUUUAACAAUUUCUCUAUUUACUGGAUCUUUUCCUCCCUUCAAUCAUAAUUCCAAAGUUACAUGUGGAUCUAACCAUGGUUUUCACAUCUGUACGCAGAAACUCUUCUCUACUUAUACUUGCCUGUAUAUUGUGGAUAUCUUCAUAUGCAGAUCCUUGUGGAGUUGAACCACCAACAAAUUAUGACCUAAGCAUAAUGGAGAAGAGGUAUAGGAAUUGGAUGGAAUCUCAUGGAAAGCAAUACAAAGACAAAAACGAAUGGGAGAUACGCUUUGGAAUCUACCAGUCUAAUGUUCAGUUUGUCGACUAUAUCAAUUCUCAGAACCUCACUUUCAAGCUCAUUGAUAACAGCUUUGCAGAUAUGACGAAUGAAGAGUUCAACUCCAUAUUCACAGGUAGAUUGAAAAGCAGAACCCCAAUAAAGAAUCAUUUUCCCACUAAUAAGACCCGCCAUCGACUUCAUUUGCCAAUAGAGGUCGACUGGAGAAAGAAGGGUGCAGUUACUCAUGUCAAGGACCAAGGCACAUGUGGAAGCUGCUGGGCUUUUUCUGCAAUUGCAGCAGUUGAAGGACUCCACAAAAUUAAAACCGGAAAGUUGUUUUCAUUGUCGGAACAAGAAUUAGUAGAUUGUGACCGUGGUGACAAUUUAGGCUGCAGUGGAGGGUACAUGGAAUUAGCCUUUGAGUAUAUAAGAAGAAAUGGUGGCAUUGCCUCUGAAAAAGCGUAUCCAUACAUAGGAAGAGAUGGCAAAUGUAACAAACACAAAGCAAAACAUCAUGCUGUAAAAAUAAAGGGUUAUAAGACAGUACGUACGAAUGAUGAAAAGAGCCUGCAAUAUGCAGUUGCCAGAAACCCUGUAUCUGUUGCUAUUGAUGCUGGUGGCUAUGAAUUCCAGCUAUACGACAGUGGUAUAUUCAACGGCAACUGUGGGACGAGUCUUAAUCAUGGUGUAACUGUUAUCGGUUAUGGCGAAAAGAAGGGCAUUAAGUACUGGAUAGUGAAGAAUUCAUGGGGUACUGCUUGGGGAGAAGAUGGUUAUAUAAGGAUGAACCGUGAUUCAUCAGAGGAAUCAGGUCUAUGUGGUAUAGCAAUGGACGCCAGUUAUCCUUUUUAACCAACAUUAAAAAGUCGCCAUGAUAGACCAAAUGAAUGCAUUAUUCCACUAAAUAUGUUAGCUAAUGUUCCAUGUUGAAAAACUUGAUAAAACAUGGAAAUCUGUUUGGACUUCUCAUAUGCUAUUGAUCUUACUCAAGAGAGAAAACGGAUUGUAUCAUUGUGGUAGCACAUGUCUUACAAUAAAAACUAUCAUACUUUAGAUAUCCCUACAUUUUGCUGCUACAACAUUUGUUCUGUAAAUUAUUGCAACCUGGCCAUACAAAAGAUAAUUUAAA
This is a messenger RNA of Beta vulgaris subsp. vulgaris (sugar beet), 1787 nucleotides long. RefSeq names its product ervatamin-B. Lineage: Eukaryota; Viridiplantae; Streptophyta; Magnoliopsida; Caryophyllales; Amaranthaceae. The transcript is spliced from 2 exons. Gene Ontology annotation, molecular function: cysteine-type endopeptidase activity. Bases 473 to 1510 code for a protein of 345 amino acids. Gene Ontology annotation, cellular component: lysosome. The record is from RefSeq and is a predicted model, not a curated record.